AUGUCAAACAUUUACAAUCAUCGGCAGAUGGUUCCAUCUGCUCCACUGUCGUCGCGAGUGACUGAGCUUUUGGAAGCGUUAAGGGCAGAGUAUGACUCGCUUAACCAAGAGGCUUCUAACAUGAGGCUUUUCAAGGACGAGUAUGAGCAGAGAAUAACCAGCCAAAUCAACGAAAUUCAGGCGGUACAGCAGAAUCUGUUUGAGCUUGACCGCGCGCACCACAAGAUUAAGCAGCAGUACGAGGAGGAGAUUCUGCGCCUGCGCCGUGAGCUUGAGGCGCGUGGAGGGCCACCAGUGCCCCCUGGUCCCUUCAUUCAGCAGCAGCAGCAGCAGCAGCUUGGUCCCCAGGUCCAGCAGCAGCCACCGAUGCCCAUGAACCAGCCGCACACCUCGGGCAUGCCCCCGGGUCCUAGCGGAAUGUACGGCGGUAUGCCUCCUUCCUCUGGUCCCCACGGCGGCCCUAAUGGCUCGGCAAUGGCGCCCGGACAGCCUCCCCUUGGCGGCGAGCCGCACCCUGGCGCUUACAUGGGCCCUCCUGGAGCCUACGGACCGGGCGGUAGCGUGCCGAUUGGUGGCCAUGGGCAGCCGGCCACCCCGCAGCAGCAGGCGGCGGGGGUCAGCAAGGAACGCAAGCCCAGCGUGAUGGGCCCGAGCCAGGCACAGCAGCAGCAGCAGGCUCAACAACAGGCCCAACAACAGGCUCAGCAGCAGCAGCAGCAACAGGCCCAGCAGGCUCAGCAGCAGGCCCAGCAGAACGCAGUGCAGAUGGGAAGCCGGCAGACGCCAACGCAGUCUGCGCGCAACGUCAACAUCAUGCCCAGCAAGGGCGUGGUGACCAGCAGCCAGCUCGCUGACAUCGACCCAGACACUGUGCCGGCCAACUUGAAGCGCGAGGGCGCCGACUGGUUUGUCAUCUUCAACCCCAAAUUGCCGCGCACGCUGAACAUCGAGCAUGUGCACACGCUUGACCAUACCAGCGUAGUGUGCUGUGUCAAGUUCAGCAACGACGGCAAGUACCUGGCGACCGGGUGCAACCGCACAACGCAGAUCUGGAACGUCGCAACGGGAGCCAAGGAGUGCGUCUUGGCUGAUGAGAACGCGCCCAAGAACGGCGACCUGUAUAUUCGCGCUGUGUGCUUCAGUCCCGACGGCAAGUACCUGGUUACCGGUGCCGAGGAUAAGCAGAUUCGUAUUUGGGAUGUCAAGAUGCGCUCAAUCCGGCACAUGCUCAGUGGCCAUGACCAGGACAUUUACUCGCUUGAUUUUUCGCCGGACGGCAGGAUGAUUCUGUCCGGGUCGGGCGACCGCACUGUGCGGCUGUGGGACUUGGAGUCGGGCAAGGAGAUGUUCAAGUUCUCCAUCGACGACAUGGGACCCAAGGACGCCGGCGUCACGUCGGUGGCGUUUUCACCUAACGGCAAGCUGGUUGCCGCCGCGUCGCUGGACAAGAUGAUUCGCCUGUGGGAGGUAUCGACAGGCCACCCGCUGCAGCGCAUCGAUGGGCACAAGGACUCUGUGUACGCAGUGGCCUUUUCGCCUGACGGCCAGUCACUUCUGUCGGGCUCGCUGGAUAAGUCCCUGCGUAUCUGGGAUCUCGGGCGCUACGGGCCUAAUGGCCGUCCGAAUGACAUGGUGAUGUGCCGGUCUAUUCUUGCUGGCCACAAGGACUUUGUGCUUUCGGUUGCUUACUCGCCUGACGGCAACUGGAUUGUGUCUGGUAGCAAGGAUCGCGGUGUGCAGUUCUGGGACCCGCGCACGUCGCAGACCCAAUGCAUGCUGCAGGGGCAUAAGAACUCGGUUAUUUCGGUUGCUCUGUCGCCUACACAGACGUAUUUUGCUACUGGCUCGGGUGACUGCCGUGCGCGUAUCUGGUCUUAUGAGAACUUGCCUGCGCCGAUCUAA
Molecule: messenger RNA, 1902 nt
Organism: Kickxella alabastrina
Lineage: Eukaryota; Fungi; Kickxellomycota; Kickxellomycetes; Kickxellales; Kickxellaceae
Product: WD40-repeat-containing domain protein
Exons: 2
Coding region: 1-1902 (633 amino acids)
Molecular function (GO): protein binding
Source: RefSeq, a predicted model, not a curated record